AUGCAAGAGAAACGCAUUUCUCGUUGGUAUUUCGGUGGACUUGCCUCCAGCGCAUCAGCCUGUUUAACACACCCAUUGGAUUUGAUAAAGGUGCACCUGCAGACACAGCAGGAGGUAAGGAUUCGGAUGUUGGGGAUGACUGUCAAUGUGGUGAGGAGAGACGGUUAUCUGGCACUCUACAGUGGCCUCAGUGCCUCCCUCUGUCGGCAGAUGACAUACUCUCUGUCACGCUUUGCCAUCUAUGAGACUGUCAGGGACAAGAUAAACAGCAGGAGCAAAGGGCUCAUGCCUUUCUACCAGAAGGUCCUGCUGGGUGCCUUCGGUGGGUUUGCAGGUGGCUUCAUCGGGACCCCAGCUGACCUGGUUAAUGUACGAAUGCAGAAUGAUGUCAAAUUGCCAGCAGAACUCAGAAGAAAUUACGCUCAUGCUCUGGACGGACUGUUUCGCGUCUGGAAGGAAGAGGGAGUGAAGAAGCUGUUUUCUGGUGCUACAAUGGCGUCUACUAGAGGUGCACUGGUCACAGUUGGACAGCUGUCUUGUUACGACCAGUCCAAGCAGCUGGUUGUAGCCACUGGUUACCUGACUGACAACAUCUUUACCCACUUCCUGGCCAGUGUUUUUGCAGGGGGCUGUGCUACAAUCCUGUGCCAACCACUUGAUGUUGUUAAAACUAGACUAAUGAACUCCAAAGGCGAAUAUGGGGGUGUGUUUCACUGCCUGACAGAAACAGCAAAGCUGGGCCCUAAGGCGUUCUACAAGGGUCUUGUUCCUGCCGGUAUCCGCCUCGUCCCACACACAGUCUUCACCUUCAUUUUCCUGGAACAGCUGAGGCAACAUUUUGGUGUCGUGGUUGUUACCUGA
Myripristis murdjan (pinecone soldierfish) is the source of this 861-nucleotide messenger RNA. It is a transcript of the gene slc25a10a, whose product is annotated as solute carrier family 25 member 10a. Bases 1 to 861 code for a protein of 286 amino acids. The record is from RefSeq and is a predicted model, not a curated record. The transcript is spliced from 11 exons. Lineage: Eukaryota; Metazoa; Chordata; Actinopteri; Holocentriformes; Holocentridae.